Molecule: messenger RNA, 4786 nt
Organism: Megalopta genalis
Lineage: Eukaryota; Metazoa; Arthropoda; Insecta; Hymenoptera; Halictidae
Product: alkaline phosphatase
Biological process (GO): dephosphorylation
Molecular function (GO): alkaline phosphatase activity
Source: RefSeq, a predicted model, not a curated record
GCAACCGGACAGGCGUUCCGCCGAUGGUGGUGGCUGGAUAGAGGCGCCUAACGGCAGCUGAGUCUCAUGAUCCGUUCAUUCGGGUUCGCGCGGCUACCGCCGUCUCUGCUCGGCUCCGCGUUUCGAGGAAGCACCCGGCGAGUUUACCGAAACGCUCGUGGCAUUGCGCUUGCACUCGUCCGCGCGAGCUUUCGUCGUUUUCGCGCGUGCAGCCGCUUCGUAUCGCGCUCUCUCGCCCCAACCGCGAUCCUAAUUUAUCUUUUCUCUCUCCCCCCCCCUCUCUCUCUUCCUCUCUCUCCCCCAUCGUGUUUCUUGCGCCGCGUUUCCGCUCGGUUCUCCGUCGCGGCGCGUCUCUCGCGAUGACGUUCCCCGGGUGACGAGAGAAGACGAGCCAGCUCUCUCCCGAUGAUCGUCGAGUGUCGAUCCCGAAAAGAUUCCCGGCGGCUCUAACGAGUCGAGACACGCAGUGUUCGGAAAGUAAAAAAAAGAAAACGAGAUAAAAGAAAAAAGGUGUCUGAAGUGUUCGCGGUUGUUGCAGCUGUUCGCGCGAGCGAGCUUCGCCGCGCCGCGCGUCGAUCCUCGAUCGAGGAGGAUCCUCGGGAGGAUCCCUCGGGUGGAUCGCGGCUCUUUUCCGGAGGACGGGCACGUCCCGGACUGAUCUCGUUACGCAGAAACAGUUGUGUUGUGCGAACCCAGGAAUACGUGGUGCGACGCGGCAGUCAACAAGUUAUCCGGCUCGUUUUGGUACAGUUUUGUCAGUGAUCCCCCGUCCGUUUCCCUCCGGCGAUUCGUGACGUGCCACGAAUUCCCUGUGUUCUCCAGCGAGCCGUGGGUCGCGAGUGCGAGCUCCGUGGCACGGGCGCCGGGGAUCGUCUUCGAGGAUCGCGGUUCUCCCCCGUGUGGAAAAACGAUCUCCCCUAUUUCCCGCCGGCAGAUAAUUUUCGGUAAACAGGUGGCGGUGCCCUCUGAUUGCUCUGCCGGUCGGCUGGAGGGGACCUUUGAUCCUCUCCGGAUUGAAAAUCGUUCCGACCGGUGCGGCAGGGUGCUCGCGCCCGGUUUACGCGCGGAAUCAAUCCCGCGGCUUUGACAGGGGUUCGGCCGAUCUCGCGCAAGCACUAGCAGGCUGCUAGCCAGCGAAUCGCGCGGCUGUCCCGUGCGGGAAAUCAGCGGAUGGAAAGAGACGAGACCGGAUAGCUCGCUCGCGGAUCGUCGACGUAGGAGCGCAGCGUUCGGAGCGCGUUCCGUGUCGCAGAGGCGUGGACCAGCUUUCGGGACAGAAUUAAAUGGUUCUUAGGCGAACUUCGGCGAGGAACGUGUGCGCUUGGAUGACGCCGAUGCGACGAUUUCCAGCGGGAAAGAUGAUCGAUUCGCGCACGACGAUGAUGUUCAGCUCGCCGGGCCCGACGAUCUCCACCGAGGACCGCAACUGCGUGAAACCGAGCGAGGAUCCACGGUCCCUUUUCACGAUCGCAAAUUGAGGCGGGUCUUGAGCCACUCCACCGUGAAAUCGGUUAAUGUCGCUGCGGCGGAGGGAUCCGGGCUGCCACGGUUAUCGGUUCGAGCGGUGUUUGCGACGUAAUAGACGCCGACAGAUCGCAGCUAGCCGCACACGGCGCCGACCAGGUUACCUUUUUUCUACGGGCGGUGGCCGAUUGGCAGCGGGACAUUCGCUGGAAGAGGGUAUGAGGGGCCAUCCAGACAGCACGUAGGGACUGGCCCUUCCUCGUUUUCGGAGAUGUGCUGCUAUAUACGGUACAGCGUCCUCGGGCUCACCGUCCUCCUCUUCCUGGCGAUUCAUGGGAUUGUCUUCGUGCGAGCUGGCGAACAAGAGCGGGAGGUCUGGUAUGAGGCUGCGACACACGCGAUCGAGGCACGUAUUCGCGCGUCGGCGGCGAGUUCGAGCGUCAGCGGGACGACGCCGCCGGGCGGCGUGGCGCGGGGCGUCGUUCUCUUCGUCGGCGACGGGAUGGGGAUGAGCACACUGACGGCAGCGAGGAUCCUCUCGGGUCAACGUCAUGGAAACACGGGCGAGGAAGCGGAACUCGCCUGGGACAGCUUCCCAGCCGUCGCUCUGGCAAGGACUUACAACAUGGACGCCCAAGUUGGAGAGUCUUCGGCAUGUGCCACGGCGCUGCUCUGCGGAGUUAAAGCCAAUUACGAGACCGUCGGCUUGGACUCGUCCGCACGCUUUGAGAACUGUUAUUCCAGUUUUGAUGCCCGUGUACCGUCCCUUAUCAAUUGGGCGCAGGAGCAGGGUAAAUCGACGGGCCUGGUCACGACCACGAGAGUGACACACGCGACACCGGCGGCCCUUUACGCGCAUUCGGCAAGCCGUUACUGGGAGGACGACGGCAAGGUGCCACCUGCUGCACGGACCUCCUGCAAGGACAUCGCACGUCAGCUGCUCGAGGACGAACCCGGCCGCAACAUAAACGUGGUCCUCGGCGGGGGCAGGCGUCAUUUCGUGCCGAAAGUGGUCCAGGAUCCGGAGGAGCCGGAGAAAGACGGCAGACGAUUGGACGGAAGGAAUCUGAUCGAAGAAUGGUCCAGGAACCACCGGUUGCGGAACGUGGCAGCGAAAUACGUCGCUAACAAGGAGCAGUUCGUGAACGUCGAUCCACGGAAAGUGAACCAUCUUCUUGGACUGUUUUCCUAUUCCCAUAUGGACUUCGACGUCGACCGAAACACGAACGGGACCGGUGACCCCUCGCUGGCUGAAAUGACUAUAAAGGCGCUCCGUGUACUGGCGAAGGAUCCCGAAGGAUAUUUCCUCUUCGUCGAAGGUGGUAGAAUUGACCACGCGCAUCACUAUAACAACGCUUAUCGAGCACUGGACGAAACACUGGCGUUGGAGGAAGCGGUGAGGGCCGUAAUGAAGGAAGUCGACCUGUCGGAAACGCUACUCGUCGUGACGGCAGAUCACUCGCACGUGCUUACACUCGGCGGUCUCGCAACGCACCGUGGGAAUCCUAUAUUCGGUUCCGACAGCAAGAUGUCAGACGUUGAUGGACAGUCGUAUACAACGUUGCUGUACAGUAAUGGGCCCGGGUACACGCAUCCGAGGAAUAUAUUACGAGAGGGCGGCAAGGACUCCAUUCAGACGGCGGGUGUGCCGCGAGCCUGGGCGACCCACGCAGGAGAGGACGUGCCGGUAUUCGCCAUAGGCCCGUUGGCGAAUGUCUUGUUCUCGGGCAGCAUCGACCAGAGCUAUAUACCACAUGCCAUCUCGUACGCCGGCUGCCUGGGCCACCACGCGAGCCGUUGCUCCCGAGAUUCCACGUCGAGCAACGACACAAUGAGCGUCCCGAUAAGCUGUCCCUCGGCGGAGCCAAACAGCGCCGCGAUAUCCAGCGACGUGAUGAAUGACCAGGCUAGAAAUCCACCCACGAAAUCCGCCGCGUCUCCCGAAGCGACCGCAUGCCGUUCGCCGACUAGCAGUGUCCUGCUGCCCCUUAUCCUGGCCAUUCUGCUGUGCUCGUUCGAGGGAAGGAGUUAAUGCCCGUUAGACUCUCUUCCAGUGAAUGGCUUCCUGUUACCUGCGACGUGAACGUCCCGAAGAAGCUCCCAGGAUAAUCUGCCGUGUCAGGACAACAGGUGAUCCAAACGAUCGCCGGCCGCCAGACAGGACCGGCGGAUUAAGAAUCCUGGACGAUUCUGCGAGUCGGACGAAGAGGCUUUGCUCGGGGCGCCUUCGCGCGACCUCCUCGCUACCAGACGCGGCUCCGACGGUCCGGGUCUAUUUCAUUCUAUCGGGCGGAACGAACUGGAGGAUCACGGGCCGAAUCUGAGAUCAAAGGAGCCUGCGAUCUAGGCUCGCCGCGAAUUUUCUUAACGCGUGGGUGCAGAUUGAUCAACGACCGGGGCGCCCCUCGCGAGGGGCGGCCGCUCCGCUCGUCGAAGCCGUUCGGAAAAUCCAGGGUAUCCUUGAACACGACUGGCUCCGGUGUGUCCUGUCGAGCCGACGUUCCGUCGCGACGGCGUCGAGGGGAAGAGCUAAUCCCGGCGGCGGCGCUUCUUCCAGGCGGGAGGAUCGCGCGCGGCCAGACGCGCCGGUUAAUCAGCGUCACCGGCCAACGGAUGAUCCCUGGAUGCCAGGAUGCGGUCCUGGAAACGUUCGGAAACACGCAACAAUAAAUCGGCCGACUCGCGGCCGAAACGCCGCCAGAGUCCCCGGGUGUUUUACGGCGGAUCACGCGGAAACGAUCGCCGGCAAUUUAUCGUGGCUCACGGGUGUCGGGUCGUCCGCGGAGUCAAUUCGGCCGAUAUUCGGCCGCGUCGAACAGCUCCGCUCCGCUCGGUCCUCGGUCCUCUCCUCGUCGCGUCCCGUCGCUUCGAACACGAGCUUAAUGGCCGCCGCCGUCGUCGUCGUCGUCGUCUCCUAAUUCCGCUAAGAAUUUCGAAUUCUAUGACAACGGGGCUGGGAUUGGAGCAGCUUGGGGACAAUUUGCGAAGAUAAUGACUAUCUCAAGACUGCUCGGUGAACUUUUCCAACUUUCGAAGUCCUCGCAGGGAUCUAAAUGAGGUUUACAAGUGGUACGUGACGGGGAUACUUUCCCGGCGGAGGCUCGCGAAGAGUUCCGAUGAACUCGACGGUUCAAUUAAAGGGGUGUUGAUUACGGCGAAACAGAUAUUAGGUGGCUACGAAGCAAAGCGCGGCGCUCGCGAUGGAGUUCGGGAAACAGAGCCCGGUGGAAGUGAUUGCUGUCUCGUGGCACCGUCUUCCUCUCUCUCUCUUUCUCUUUUUCUCUCUCUCUUUCUCUCUUUUUCUCGCUCUUUCUUUCUUUCU